AUGGGCCCUGCAUCUCCUGAGGUCUUCAGUUCAGGAGUGGAGGCCUUUCUGGAAGAUGCUUUAGUGAGAUCCAAAAUAUUGGGCUCCAUGGAGGGGAAAGAAUGUUGUGAAUUGACAGACUCGCAUCAGUCCUGCCCUGACCCCUCUUUGUUCCUGCUAACCGGCAUCCCUGGCCUGGAAUCUCAGCACGUCUGGAUCGCCAUCCCGGUCUGCCUCAUGUAUGUGCUGGCUCUGCUAGGAAACGGUGCUGUCCUCUUCGUGGUAAAGCAGGAUGUGACCCUCCAUGAGCCCAUGUACUAUUUCCUCUCCAUGCUGGCUGUCAUUGAUCUGGUCUUCUCCACAGCUGUUGUCCCCAAAAUGCUGAGCAUCUUCUGGCUGGAUUCCAGAGAAAUCAGCUACGAGUCCUGCUUCCUCCAGAUGUUCUUCAUCUACACCUUCGCUGCCGUGGAGUCGGGAGUGCUCCUGGCCAUGGCCAUAGACCGAUACGUGGCUAUCUGCAACCCCUUGAGAUACAAGGCCAUCCUAACCAACCCAAAGAUUGCCUUGAUCGGGCUGCUGUCCCUUGCAAGAGCAGUGGGGGUCAUGACACCCUUCAUCUGCUUUCUAACCAGUCUGCCCUACUGUAAAUCGACUGUCAUCCCUCAUUCCUACUGUGAGCACAUGGCUGUGGUGGACCUGGCGGGCACUGACUCAUCAGUCAGUGACAAGUACAGCGUUGUGGUGGCCACCACCUUAGUGGGAGGAGACGCCAUCUGCAUCACCUUCUCUUAUGGCAUGAUCCUCCGCUCUGUCCUGCGCCUCUCGUCUCACGAGGCGCGUCUCAAGGCCUUCAGCACCUGCGGCUCCCACCUCUGCGUCAUCCUGCUCUUCUUCGUGGGAGGGCUCCUUUCCAUGUACAUAGAAAUGUUGGACCUCGGUCUUCCACGUCACAUCCAAGUCUUGCUUGCUGACUUGUACCUCGUCAUCCCUCCCAUGUUGAACCCGGUCGUUUAUGGCCUGAAGACGAAGCAGAUCCGGGAACGGGUCUUCAAGCUCUUUAGACAAAGACAGGACUUAGCAGAACCCCGUAUGGAUGGAGGCCACUGA
Messenger RNA from Pelodiscus sinensis (Chinese soft-shelled turtle), 1086 nucleotides. RefSeq names its product olfactory receptor 52K2-like. Gene Ontology annotation, biological process: G protein-coupled receptor signaling pathway. NCBI's taxonomy places the organism in Eukaryota, Metazoa, Chordata, Testudines, Trionychidae. The record is from RefSeq and is a predicted model, not a curated record. Gene Ontology annotation, molecular function: olfactory receptor activity; G protein-coupled receptor activity. Gene Ontology annotation, cellular component: plasma membrane.